This is a messenger RNA of Xiphophorus couchianus (Monterrey platyfish), 9145 nucleotides long. RefSeq names its product mannosyl-oligosaccharide 1,2-alpha-mannosidase IB. The transcript has 14 exons. The record is from RefSeq and is a predicted model, not a curated record. Lineage: Eukaryota; Metazoa; Chordata; Actinopteri; Cyprinodontiformes; Poeciliidae. Gene Ontology annotation, molecular function: RNA binding; poly(A) RNA polymerase activity; calcium ion binding. Bases 1041 to 2987 code for a protein of 648 amino acids. Gene Ontology annotation, cellular component: extracellular exosome; Golgi membrane; endoplasmic reticulum. Gene Ontology annotation, biological process: mannose trimming involved in glycoprotein ERAD pathway; carbohydrate metabolic process; mRNA stabilization.
AAUCUCUCUGCCCUGGGCCACCGCCACCCCUGUAAGCCCUUUCUAAAGUCUGGUCCAGGACGCAGCAAAGGACAAAGCAAACACGCUAAAUUUGUACCUGUAGACCCAAAGUACAGGUGCAAAUUUAUAGCACAUAUACUGUAAUACUUUUACCAGUAGUGCAGUUACUUUCCAUUUCAUUAAAGUGAAUUUCGCAGUAGCUUAUCUCAGACAAACAAACAGUAUUAAAAUCAUAUUUGGCCUGCAGUAAUAAAUAAUCCACGAGCAUGUUCCCUUAUCAGGUAACGGUGGCACUGAUUCAGCUGUGCCUUAAUUGUGUUUCCCUGGGGUACGUUAUAUUCAGCUCAAAUUAUUUAUUGCUAUUGGAGAACAAAUAGAGCACGGUUACAAAAAACAGCUCGGGUGAAUAUAUCUGUCUUGUGAAUAUUUAUAGUUUGUACAUGGAAGAAGGUCACCGCUUCAUUUUCUGCUCAACAUGAAUCCAUAUGGUCUCUGAGUGAUGUGCCAGCCUCGUUUUAGUCAGACGGUCCCUAACCGGAGGAGGCAGGCUGAGUAGCUGAUGCUGGAUCGCGGAGCGGCAGCAGCAGCUCAGUCAGUCCGUCGCUGCGGUCCAUCAGAGCGGAGCGGCUGGUCAUCAACAUCCUCCUCAACGUCCGCGGAGCUCAGCUGGCCGGAACGCUGCUCUGUGGUUCCGAGCCGUGCUGCCCUCGCAGCCGGUCACGACAGCGGCGCUGGAACCUUCGUGGACAUGAGGACAGCGUCUGAAAGGUGGACCGGGAAUCCCGCACGGCUUCGUUUUUCGCAGAGCGAACGAGAAAGACUCACCAUGACCCGUUCCUUCCCGACCAGUCGCUUCUUCACCGAGGCGCCUCGCUCCCCCUUUGCCUCCCGACGCCCCAAUGCAGGGAUGAGAUAAUAACGCCCAGCAGCCGACGCAUGCUGCUACACCACCACCUCUGUGGCACCUGGAAACCGACACCCACCCCCGUGCCCCGCCCCGCCCCUCCCCCGAGUUGACUCUUUAACCCGACUCAGAAACUAUGACGACGCCGGCUCUGCUGCCGCUGUCGGGCCGCAGGAUACCCACUCUGUCGCCGGGCGCCUCCUCCUUCACGCACCACAGAGCCACGUUGAGGCUGUCGGAGAAGUUCAUCCUCCUCCUCAUUCUCAGUGCCUUCAUCACCCUAUGCUUCGGGGCCUUCUUUUUCCUCCCGGACAACUCCAAGCACAAGCGCUUCGACCUGGGCUUGGAGGACGUGCUCAUCCCGCACAUCGACUCGCCCAAAGAGGGGAAGCACAGCUCAGGUCAGGUGAUAAUUCAUGGACAGGGAGGACAUGACGAGAACAGGCACAGGGAGGAGGAGGAGAGCCUACGCAACAAGAUUCGCGCCGACCACGAACGAGCGCUGCAGGAGGCGAAGGAGAAGCUGCGCAAAUCUCGCAAGGAGCUGAAGGCCGAGAUCCAGACGGAAAAGGCCAAAGUCAUCGAGGACCUGAAGAAGAAGGAGGUGGGGCCCAAACCCUUACCGCCCGUCCCCAUGCCCAAGGUCGUCGGGGUCAGCGACGGGGAGCCACCCGAGGUGGACGCCAAGGAAAAGCGGGAUAAGAUCAGAGAGAUGAUGAAGCACGCUUGGGACAGCUACAGACAAUACGGAUGGGGUCACAACGAGCUGAAGCCCCUCGCUAAGAAAGGACAUUCCACAAAUAUCUUCGGUAAUUCCCAGCUCGGGGCAACCAUCGUGGACGCCUUGGACACCCUGUACAUCAUGGGUCUACACGAAGAGUUCAAGGACGGCCAGGAGUGGAUCGAGCAGAAUCUGGACUUCAGUGUGAAUGCCGAGGUGUCGGUAUUCGAGGUCAACAUUCGGUUCAUCGGGGGACUCUUGGCAGCGUACUACCUCUCUGGACAGGAAGUGUUCAAAGUCAAGGCGGUCCAGCUGGCAGAGAAGCUCAUCCCUGCCUUCAACACCCCAACUGGGAUUCCCUGGGCCAUGGUCAACCUGAAGAGUGGCGUUGGUCGUAACUGGGGUUGGGCGUCGGCCGGCAGCAGCAUCCUGGCUGAGUUUGGGACCCUCCACAUGGAGUUUGUUCACCUCACCUACCUGACUGGGAAUCCGGUUUACUACCAAAAGGUGAUGCACAUCCGCAAGCUGCUAGCUAAGAUGGACCGACCCAACGGCCUCUACCCAAACUACUUAAAUCCUCGCACAGGCCGCUGGGGCCAACAUCACACCUCGCUCGGAGGACUGGGCGACAGCUUCUACGAGUACCUGCUGAAGGCGUGGCUCAUGUCCGACAAAACCGACACGGAAGCGCGCAAGACCUACGACGACGCCAUCGAGGCCAUCGAGCGCCACCUCAUCCGCAAAUCCAACGGCGGGCUCACGUUCAUCGGCGAGUGGAAGAACGGCCACCUGGAGAGGAAGAUGGGCCACCUGGCCUGCUUCGCCGGCGGCAUGUUCGCGCUGGGCGCCGACGGCUCGCCGGACGACAAGGCCGGCCACUACCUGCAGCUCGGCGCAGAGAUCGCCCACACCUGCCACGAGUCCUACGACAGGACAGUCCUGAAGCUGGGCCCAGAGGCAUUUAAGUUCGACAGCGGCCUGGAGGCGGUGGCCGUGCGGCAGAAUGAGAAGUACUACAUCCUGCGGCCGGAGGUCAUCGAGACCUACUGGUACAUGUGGAGGUUCACCCACGACCCCAAGUACAGGCAGUGGGGCUGGGAGGCGGCUCAGGCCAUUGAUAAGUACUGCCGCGUGAGUGGAGGCUUCUCCGGAGUGAAGGACGUCUACUCGUCCAACCCGACCUACGAUGACGUGCAGCAGAGCUUCUUCCUCGCCGAGACGCUCAAGUACCUGUACCUGUUGUUCUCCAGUGACGACCUGAUGCCGUUCGAGAGCUGGGUCUUUAACACCGAGGCCCACCCGCUGCCCGUCCUCCACCUGGGCAACAUCACCCUGCCUGGCAGCGAGCCCGCUCAGCGGUAGACGCACAGGCUUGCCUCCUCCUCCUUUUCCUCCUCCUCCACAGCACCAGGGGGCACCACCUUUCUGCUCAACCCAGCCCACCAACCCCCAUCCAACACUGGACAAACUUCCAUGGGAACUCUUCAUCUGCGUCCGGACUGCAGACAUGAGCCAGAGGAGACGGAGACCGACUCUCUGGAUCUCCCUCUCUUCUUCUUCUCCUCCUCCUCCUCCUAUUUCUGUGUCCUCCUCUCCGACUCUCACUAUAGAUCCAUGUGUUCGUUGCUUCAACCAGACAGACGGUGGGUGUGCUGCUCAGCCUUUUCUCGGCUCUGAAUCGAAGAGCUCCAAACGAGAAGCUUUGUUUUUGUUUUGUUUUUUUUAUUUGAUUUGACCAAACGUCCUCCAUUCUGACUCGAGCCGAGGCCCUAGAAGUGCAAACUGAAGGAUUAUGCUAACGGACACUUGAAGGGUUUGUUUCCCCUCCACGCUAACGGACCAGUGGACAUUUUACAGGGUCUGUUAACGAGAUGUUUUUGUUUUGAGGUUUUUUGCAUUAAUGGAGACACAGGGUUGUAUGAAAGCCCUCCACUUCUCUCCCCCAUGACCCGAACCCGUUUCCUGUUUGAUCAUCUGAUGGUCCAUGACCUCAAACUGUAAUCAAAUCACCUCUUUACAAGCAGGUGAGAACAGCAGUAACCACCUAAUAUAAAGCUGGGGGGUUUUUUUGGCUAUGGACCAUUUUGAGAGAAAGUAAUUAAAGAAGAACAGCAGCAGGCCUCCAUGUACCAGUCUUACCAGUUUCUAUCCCAUCCUAAAACCAUCCUGCUGCUGCCGCUGCUACUUCACCGGAUGCUGCUCUUCUUUCCGUUUUCCACAGGUUCCCCCAUCAUCGUCCCGUCACUUUUUUUUUUUCCUUCCGUCCUCUCUCAGAUUUUCUCGUUUCCUCAGUUUUCGGUGACACCUCGCUUCUUGGUAUACGUGUUUGUGUCGGUGGCUCCGCUUUAAAUCAUUUGUUUGUGCACUUUGUUACGGGAAAACUCUAAGGACAAAAGAGUAGAGUGGUGUAGCACUGAAAGAGGUGAAUAAAUGAUUACAAUACUCCUCGGUGCAGAGCUUUCAUCUACCAUUUUCUAUGUCUGUCCACUAUCCAUCAGUCAUGCUGUUGCUGUUUCCAUCUUUAUGUGAAAACAAUCCAAGUUUCUUGAUUUGAUUUUAACCUCAACCUCUUCAAAUCCUCGUGAUGUCAAAUUAUUCAACCUUCAGUUGCUUUUAACAAAUGCUAAGCUGCAUAAAACGUUUUGACAUAGUACAAAAUUAUAGUUAAUGUCUCCAGAAAAGUUGCAAUAUUUUCUCUUUAAGGCUAUCGGCAUGCCAUUUAAAAUGCUAAAAGCCCUAUGCUGUUUUUACAAUUUCUCCUUUGCUUUUAGCUCAUGAUGUUCAUAUUCAUUUCCAUGUUCAAAAUUAAGAAAUAUUUUUGAAAAGUUGUUGCGUACACAGCAACAAACUCUCAAUAGUCACCCAUUGAAAGCAGUGAUUGCUACAGCUACAGCUGAAACGUGAGCUCAUCAGGCGGAGAUUUAGGUGCUGAUUUAUUUACUAAGAAAGGGAAAGUAAGGAGGAAUGUUCUUUGAGAGCAGUAGAUUGGAGAUCUAGUAGACUGGCACCCGACUCAGGGAUUUCAAAGCACUUUGUGGUGAGCCCGGCCUGAGAAAGUGACAAAAACCGUAAUAAAAAAAUACUGAACUUCUGGCAGCGUUCAAGAAAAGUUGGGCCCUGCCCACAUAGAGAAGAUUUUAGUUGUAUCCGCAAUGAUUCUUUGGAUGUUUAGACUGUCAGUUUCUGGCCUCCCAAAAUGCCGGAUCCGUGUGGACGAUCAUUUUUGAAACCAGGUUCCAGAGUCCAUUUCAGUGUUUCCGUCUGACCGGGCCACCUACAUUAGUUUUGAAGCUAUGACGGCGUAGCUCCAUUUUUCUCUCUAUCCAGCACGCGCCUCAUUUCCACAAAUAACAAAUAUGGCGUCAUUCUUUGUUUUUCGCAUCGUUCUGUAGUGGUGUUACAGCGCCACCAUCGGGCUCGUCAUACAGACUACAGCAUUUUCAGUGGUGCUGCUGACGCACAUCGUUUUUCUUAACCGUUUACAAAAAUUGAACGCUUUCGUUUCUGUUUGGACGAAGCCAAAAUUUCUACCGCAGUUCAGACGAGCUUUGUUACCAUGGCAAACACAGGGGUGUUGAAGGACUUUUCUCCAAAGUAGUGCAUCACCAGAACACCAAUGUUUCUACUUGUAAGGGUUAAACUGAACAGCAGUGUAGCUGUCAGCAUUUUUCAUUAGUCCCUGUCAGUCUUGUAAACUUUGUCUACAGUUAAUUAUUUUAUUUUUUCAACAUGUCACCUAAUUCUGAAAGUCAGAAUCGAUUCAGAUUUAUGAUCCAUUGUUUGGCUCAGACACUACGUGGAGAUUUAAGAAUAUUAUAUGAAUAGAUUUAUUGAUAUAACUCGGUACUAUCAAAGUAAAUCAGAUGUUUUCUACAUAAAAAGUGGCAAACACCAAUAAACAACAAAAUUUCUAGCCUGAGAACUUUAUGCUCACAAACAACACUUAGCUUUCUACACUAGCUACUUUUUUUUUCUUCUUCUUUGGUCCGAAUUGUCUCCCCGUCCUCCCGGCUCUGGGCUGAAGCCAAGAUAUUAAGUGUGUCAAAGUGGUUUGAUAAAGAGAGAUCUUUCAGGAAAGCAAGAGCGCUCACUCCAUCUUUUUUUCCUGCACUGCCACAUAUUCACCUUAAAAAAAGCCUUUGUCAGUUUUUUGUUUACAACAAGCUCUUUGGUUCCAUGUGACACAUCAUCCAGAUAUGGUCGCUCCUCCCCAUUUGAAGUGCUUUAGUACGUAUUAAAAUUACUUCUCUGCUCUAAAAAACUAUUUUAAAAAGUACUGAUUAUGAUUUAAGUUUUACACUUUGAGAAGUUUUAGAGGAUUUUUUAGCUCUGAUAUUUGCCGCUUUUCCAUCCGUACCUCACACUGAGAGCUCAGUUCUUCCUCAUGUCGUCCUUCCAGAGUGUUUUACCGCUGACACAACACUCAACUCUGAACCCGUUUCUCAUAAAUCCCGUCCCGAGCGUUUUAACAUUCGACGUGGCCGGCGCUUGAACCCGCCUCGUUAAACUGACCCGAAACCGACAGAGGCGAGGAAACGAACACGCAGUCGCAUGGAAAUAAAAAGAAACCCGGACUCGAGCCAGUUGGUGUAAAACGAUGCGAGAGGGCGAAUAAAACUGAACGAUAUCCGCCAAAAAUGACCCGUGGUGAACCGACCACAGGGGGAAGCGGUUCGGACGCCAGGCAGGAAUAAAUAAACAAAACAGAAACGGGGGAACUCUCCUGUCAACAUGUGUUGCAUAAUCAAAUCAUUUCACUUCCGUUCAUUAUUAUUAAAAUGUUUCCAUUUGAUUAGAGCUAAAAAUAUAUAUAUAUAUUUUUCCCAUUUCAAAAACUUUCAGCACAGAAAACGCGUUUAGCUGAACAAUGCUAAAUAAUGUUUACUUCAGUACGGCAGGACCAGAGCAACUUCAUUCCUGCAGCGGCAACGCAAAAAAAAAAGUGUAUAUAUAUAUAUAUAUAUGUACUCAGCACCGCUAAAUAACAGUGCCAUUAAAGGUUUCUGUAUCAGUAAACAGUCUACCUGAUAUUUAUGUGACUAAAAUGCACAUAAGUAUCAGCUGGGAUUUUUAUUGCCGUUAUCAUUAUUACUGUUUCGCUCCUUGGUGACGUCAGAGCCGGUCACCCGGGCUUCCCAGCUGCACCUGGUGGUGGUGGCACCGACGUGAAAACCUCAGGAGGUUCACGCGCGGUUUCCGUCGCGGUGACGGAGCGUUUCGUUUCAACACCUGGUUCGAUCUGAUCCUGACCUUUGAACCACUUUUAAAUUCAGAUGUGAAACCAGGCCAGCACACCGUCUUCAUCCUGUUUCAGCCUCAGUGUUCAUGAUGUCAGUCGGUGCCUGCCUAAAGUGUCGAUGCCCCCCUUGAACAUUUUUACAUUUUCUCUUUUAUGUGAACUUUAAUGACUUUUUUUUAGCGUGUAAUUGUGAGGUGGAAGGAAAAUGCUACUCUGUUCAGUUUGGUGUUUUGAGGUGUGUCGCUAUCAGCUUUAGCCAUUUGCUCUUAAGCUCGGUCAGAUUCUGUUAUAAUGUCCAUAGAGAUUGUUUAGGAUCAUAAAUGUGACUGAAAAGCUUAUAUAAAAUACAUAAAGCGAAAACUUGUCUAAAUAAUAAGACUUCUAACAGAUUUUUCACUUUAUUUAAAACACUCUAUACAUAUUAAUUCUUUGUUCCAUAUCAAAUUAAUAUCUGACUGUAUAGAGGUCUAUAAAUAAAACGCAUAUAAAAACACAUAUAAAACCAACACUAAACCUUAGUGACACUAAAUAAAGCUAUCAGAAUUUUAUAUAAGAUAAAUCUUAUAGAACAUACUAACAAUAAUCUAUUCUUUCAAAUAUCUUCAAACUAAUGGAUUUGGUUUAUUUAAAAAUGGGACUAGUUGUGUUUAAAGCUAGAAAGAGAUCAUUGCCAAUUAAUUUCCAAAAAGUUAGUUGUCUUAAAUGGAAAUAACAGAACGAAACUGUUUAAAACAAACUGUUUGGAUGAGGAGAUGAAAAGUGAUUUACUAUAAAUCCAUUCAAAACAGUUACUAAGGAAAAAUGGUUUAGUCUUGUACACUUCUGAUUUAAUAAUGAGAACCAUACAUUGGUUUCAACUGAUGUUGUUGAUUUAUUGUAUACGGCCCUGAAAAUUAAUUUUGUCAUUAUUGAGAAAGAGGCGGGUUUAUCCUGCUUCCUUUUUAGUGUUUUCAGUUUUCAAUUAAGAUUCUUGAUUACAUUAUAUGUGACUAAGUCAUCACUGCAAAAAUACAAAGUCUUACCAAAUAUUUUUACUCCAGUUUGCAGUGCUAACAUCAUAGUACAACUGAAAUACGACAAAACUAACUCACAAGCAACUUUUCAGCAAGAUAUAGGAGCUUGUUUUAAGUCAAUAAUUACUUGACAUUAAGUUUUUGUUAAGUACUAGUUUCACUGGCAGAUUAUCUCACGUAACACAUGGAAAAAAUUUCUUUAAAAAAUCUGCCAGUACUUUUUUUUAAAAUAUCAGUGUUAUGUAAUUACUGACUUAAAAUGCCGGGUUGGACUAAAUCCUGGAGCGGAGUCCUGGAGCAGAGCGCUUCUAUCUGAGGUUUUAGCUACAUAACGAUGGAAUCCGAUUUAUUUCUUGGCCUGAUGUCUCAUCGGACCAGUUUCUGAUGUCCGUAUCGGACCAGGAUAACCCUAAUACUCCACAUAAAUAUCAGAUGGACUGAUACGGAGACCUUUAAAGACACUGUUAUUUAGCGGCGCUGAGUACACAUACACUCUUUUUGGGGGUGGAAACAUGUUUAGAACCCAGCAUAACAUAACUUUCCCUUUGCACUUACCAGAAGAUACUGCAGUAAAACUCUUUUUGAAGUUUGUGGCAACGUGUGAAAAAGUUCUGGGGGUGUGAAUCCGUUUUUUUUUAAGGCACUGUAAGUAUUUUCAUCAAGCCGGACCCGUUCUGCUCUGCUCUGCUCUCUCUCUCUCUCUUUGUGUCGUUUUUCCUUCUGAUCGGUUCAGGUAAACCCGGCCCAGAUUUCAACUCUAAAUUGGCGUUCUUCUUUGUGGAUAACCAGGAACAGAAAUUGAGAAUUUUUUUUUCCUUUUUCAAGAAAAUAGGCGGCAGCGCAGCCAGACGUGGUUACAUUAUGUACACAAGUUAGCAGCUGCACCGUAAAAGCUGAGGAUUUCCUCUGAAGGUUUAAUUGAGGCGUUGAAACCACCAUUCUUCUCUUCCCCCACUCGUCUCUUCCUUCUCUUUUUCAUGUGUGCUCAUGGUUAAACCCGUCGAUAGAGUUGAAUUCAUUUCAUUUCACCCAUCGGUCACUUCACUGAUGCAGCGCAGACUUUGCUCUCUCCUCCCCCUAAACGCCACAUCAUCACCACCGAGUCCAUGCUGAGGAGGAAACCAUCAGGUCGCUGCAGCGGCGACGUUGAUUUUGACAAAACUGAGUGUUCUGUAUUUGUAUUUUUACUGAGCUACAAAGUAAGAUUAAAGUAUCUGUAAAUAUGUUUAAAACUGAGACACAUCCAAUAAAGAUGUUAUGAAAAGUGA